Molecule: messenger RNA, 315 nt
Organism: Penicillium odoratum
Lineage: Eukaryota; Fungi; Ascomycota; Eurotiomycetes; Eurotiales; Aspergillaceae
Product: Autophagy-related protein 12
Exons: 1
Coding region: 1-315 (104 amino acids)
Source: RefSeq, a predicted model, not a curated record
AUGGAUCGCUCAUCUCCAGAGCGUUCCCCACGUAACUCCGCCAACCCAUCCACAUCCAGCAGUUUGAGCUAUCGUCCCAGUCCCAAUCAACCUUAUCCAGAUUCCCCAAAUAUGGAUGCUCCAAUUCCCGACGACCAGCAUGGCGCUGAUUUACCGAUGAAUAUGACAGCAUCGAUCAUGCUUACUGGUCUACCUCGUGAUGCCCAGCAAGCACUCGUCGAUGUGGAACGUAUCGAUGAAGGCAAAGGUACGUUGUACCAAGCCGAUGUUGUCCCUCCCAUCACCAACCGUGAUGGACGCCAUAUUUCCCGGUAA